This is a messenger RNA of Aspergillus welwitschiae, 2187 nucleotides long. RefSeq names its product Zn(II)2Cys6 transcription factor. NCBI's taxonomy places the organism in Eukaryota, Fungi, Ascomycota, Eurotiomycetes, Eurotiales, Aspergillaceae. Gene Ontology annotation, molecular function: zinc ion binding; DNA binding; DNA-binding transcription factor activity, RNA polymerase II-specific. The record is from RefSeq and is a predicted model, not a curated record. Gene Ontology annotation, biological process: DNA-templated transcription; regulation of DNA-templated transcription. Bases 1 to 2187 code for a protein of 728 amino acids. The transcript is spliced from 5 exons.
AUGGCUACUCCCCGCGCAUCAAGCGUAUCCGUCCAGAAGAAUCGACCCCGGCAGACUGGGUCGCUGAGCCCAGCGUGUGAUGAGUGUCGAAUCCGCAAAGUGCGCUGCAAUAAAGAGUAUCCCAAGUGCUCAAGCUGUCGAGCGUCCAAUCUGCCCUGUGAAUUCUCCAACAAGGGCAAGCGCAUCAACCAUACCAAGAAAUUAGUGAAUGAUGUGGAGCUCCUGGGCAGUCGUCUGGGCAAGAUUGAAGAGGCUCUCUUUCGCUGUUUGUCCGUGGUUGAAGCUGCCAACACCCCGCGAUACGGCAGUCCAUCUCAACCCGCUUCUCGACCAGAUUCAGAGGGUAAUCAAGACCGAGAAGAGUCUCGCCGCGGCUCGGUCGACUCUGAGGAUAGCUGGUCGGAUGGCUCGUCCGAUCCGCUCGCUCACGGUGAACGAGAUCCGCAAGCAGAUCCAAUGCACUACAGCAGUCCGGUAGCAUCGCUCUACUUUGAGGCACGAGCUGCAAGCAUCCAGUUGAUGUCGUCAAUAUCAUCAACGGAGAACGGUUCCAGCCCAGCGAGUCCGCGUGGGCGCGAGGGUCUGUCCCCGUCGACGCCUCUGGGAGGGUAUCUGUCGGACGCCAGCGAGCUCUUCCAGCAGCUGGCCACGGGUCCUCCGCCCGUCUCUGAGCCCAAGUACGAUGAUCUCCCACCAGCAUUGCCCCCGCGAACCUUGCUAGAAGGCUUCGUGGAAGCGUACUUCACCGACCUAAACCCUUUCCUCCCUCUCUAUGAUCGACAGAGCGUGCUUGAUGCCAUUGAGCAGCAGUAUGGGCCGCGAAGCGAUGGCCCCGACCUGGCCUGGAUAUGUUCGUUUAAUAGCAUCCUACUGCACACCCUCGAGGCCAAGUCGAGUGCCGCACGGCCAGGAGGACACACGGGAGAUAGUACCCUGGAGCGAGGGUUGGUGGUCCAUCUUCUGCUCAAUGCGCGCCGCUGUUACAAUAACUUUGAGCGCCUCCUGCAACCACGUCUCGCCAAUGUCCAGAGCUUGUUCAGUAUGGCACUGGUAGCACUCCGAUACUUCAGCUUCACAAUGUUUGAGACGGUAUUUGCGCAGGCUUGCCAGUUGGCCCGCACCAUCGGGCUGCACCAGACUGCCGCCGGAGCUCCCCAGGAAGCAGAGCGGCGCCACCUCUUCUGGUGCCUGUUCAUCAUCGACAAACAUGCGGCCUUGGCGGUUGGCAAGCCGUGUCUGCUCCCUUCUUAUGCCUGUGCUAUCCCAAUUCCCAGCUCCAAGUGCGGGUCACUCAUCGAGGACCAGUUCACGGCACGUAUAAUGCUGGCCACCAUCCUCGAGGAGAUGUAUCGUCGCCUACAUUCAGCCCGCAGCACGCGGCGUGGCCGCGAGCAAAUUUCCCGCCGUGCUAGCCAGCUUGCCCGCCGCUUGGAGGACUGGGCGGUACAGCACGAACAUGCCCUGCAUCCGACGGGCACGCCAGAGGCGUCCCAGGUGCUGGCAGCCGCGGAACUGCAGUAUGCGCUGUAUAUCAGCCGAGUUCUCGUGCAACGGCGCAUUAAUGGGCCGGAAAGCCGGUCCCUUCGAUACAGUCAUGCUCGCACAGGCCUGCAGUUGCUCCAGAAGCUGUGCAAUGGUGACCACCUGGGAGGACGUCGCGUUGGCUAUGCCAUGUUCGCCAGUGUCACCCUCAACUACUCCCUCAUCCCCUUCCUGGAAGUGUACAUGCAGGUGCUGCAGGAUCACCCCCGGGCGGAUGCGUCGGAUGUGGCGCUGCUGACAUCCUUUGCGGCGCGCGCGGACAUUCUGGCCGCACAGACAACCGCGACGUCGUAUACGGCCCGAGUGCGCGAGGUCAGUGCUCUCUGCUGUCAAGUCGUCACUCGGCUCCACCAGCCCCUCGAAGCAGCCGAGUCCCAGGUGGAUCAGCCGGCAAUGCCGGACCCUUUCUGGGAUCUGAGUGCCAUGACAGCCGAUGCCGGGUGGGACACGACACCGGCAACGCCCCAAUUUCCUAGUAAUCUGUCAGUCCAGCCGGAUCCCUCUUUCUUCCUGGAUGCGGGAGGCUCCGUUGGACCGGGCUUCUCGCUGGGCGGUCCCAUCUUCACGGAUGGUGGGCCGGUCAUGUUUGACAACCUACUGGACUCAUUUGCUGGCCCGGACACUGCGUUGGGAUUGAUGCAGUGA